Notodromas monacha is the source of this 2358-nucleotide messenger RNA. The record is from the annotation of a GenBank genome assembly. Lineage: Eukaryota; Metazoa; Arthropoda; Ostracoda; Podocopida; Cyprididae.
CAUGGCGACGCUUCCGCAGGGCGGAAGAGGAGAGCGAGAGAGAGAGAGAAAUGAAUCCGGUCCCAGCACCUUGUUUAUUAUCCUCGCAAAAUGUGUGUCUCUCUCACCUGCCGCCUUUAAUCCCUCGUGUUUCGGUGUUCGGAAGAAACCUUCAUCGCCAUGUUGGUCGGUGUGGUUUAAAAUUGUUUCCCUUUUAAAGGGGGGUGAGAGAGAGAGAGAGAGAUGGCGUCCCAGGCAGAGUCGCCGGCGAAUUUCGCCACCAGCAACGACGUGGACUUUUUCAGGCCAGAUAAACUCGCCGACAAUAAUGCCGCCGCCGAGUUGGAAGUUGGGGCGUUGCUGGGCGCCGAAUCGACGACGACGACGAGGCGCCCUACAGUCGCCGCCACGAAAAGUAUCACCACUGCUGCUGCUGCUGCUGCUGUAGAACUACGUAGCCCGCGAGUGGGGUUUCAGGAGUUGUUGCAGCGGCUGCAGAAUGCCAAGGUGUUCGAGGAGUUUAUGGCGCAGAAGCGAGAGGGCGACCUCUUUGACGUGGUGUACGACUGUGUCGCGGCGCGCGAGUUUCGACCGCGCAUGGGCAGGAAGGGAAAGGACUUGGACGUGGCGACGAAACUGGAAAAGCGGGGGUAUUCCAGCUUCUUGCAAAAGAAGUACACGGAGGCCAUGCGGUACUACAACCAAGCUGCCCUCGUGGCGCCCAAGUCCGAGUCCCUGGGCUUGAUCUACUGCCACCGAUCCGCCGUCUCCUUCUUGUGGUGUGACUACGGCAACUGCUUGGAUGACAUCAACAGGGCCCUGUCGUUCAAUCUGCCCACUUCUGCUCGCAAACGCCUCGAGUUCCGCAGGGCCAAGUGCGAGAUCUUGUUGCGCAGUGUCAAAUCUGACAAACUCACGACUUGCAACAACAAGGCCGCCUCAGACGCCAGUGACGACCCCGAGGAUUCCACAGAUGCAGACACAGAGUCUUCGACGAAAGACACGACGAUGGCCAAUAAUAAGGCAUUGUCCUCGUCGACGACGGCCCUGACGACGAAAGGCAGAGCGAGUGGGACAAAGAAUGACGACAAGAACGAUAAUAAGAGGCCGAAAAGGCUGCAUCAGCACUUGAGUCAGGCUCUGCCGCCGAAAAUCGUCGGCGGUGAGGUGUUGUCAGUUGAGGAGCCGUAUGCGAAAGUUUGCGUGCCAAAUUAUUGGAAGACGCAUUGCCAGCACUGCUUGCGGCCCUGUGACAUUGUGAUUCCAUGUCCUUCGUGUUCACUGGUGUGCUUUUGCUCGGAAAAGUGCCAAGACUCGGCCACCGUGUACCACUCGAUCGAGUGCACGCACAUCCUCGACUUGCGCCUGCUGGGCGAGAACAGUGGCGUCCUUUUGGCCUACCGCGUGUUCACGCAGGACCACGUGGACUUUUUCCGUCGCUGGGCACCCGUCAUUGCCCAGAUUGAGAGUUUCCGCGAGCACAACGUCAUCUUUGGCCACAAGACCAAGGUGCGCAACUUCCCCGCCGUCUACGCCACUCUGACCCACGUGUGGGACAAGAACCCCGUGGUGAGCUUCCGGGCUGCAGCAGCCGCCGUCUACCUGGUCAAGUCGCUGGACCAGGCGUCCUACUUUGCCAGCAGCCUCACCAAGGAGGCGGACAAAAGGUUCAUUGGUCGCUUGCUGUUUCACUGCGUCCUGUCCGUGUCCAGCAACUUCUUCUCGCUGCCGGAAAACGUGCCGCUGAAGUCAGUGGGCGACAUCACGAACGUGGCGGAAGUCGGCAGCGCCUUCUUCCCCAACGCCGCCUUCUUCAACCACUCGUGCUUCCCAGAGGCCAUGCACUACUUUGUAGACAACCAGCUGGUGUGCAGGGCCCUGCUGCCUGCCAAGCCCGGCGACCAGUGCAGACUGUCGUGGCUGGGUGCCAAUUACUACUUUGCCUGCGACUGCCAGGCGUGUCGCGAAGACUGGCCCCAGUUUGCAGACCUCAGCGACGAGCGAAAGCCCAAGUGUCUAGUGUGCAGUGAAAAGCACGAGGACCUGGAUGACCAUCACGACCACGUAAUGGACGCCAAUAACAUCAUUGCCACUGGUACUGGUAUUGGUACUACUACCACCACCACCAUGCAGAUGGCCCUGGCGUCCCGGAUGGCGCGCUUGGACGCCCUGGAGCGGAAGUUCCUCAGGCUCAAGGUCAAGGUUGACAAGGGAUCCAGGCCCAAGUUGCUGCACAAGUCCCUGCCUUUGUGUCUGGCGUACUUGGCGGCACUGCACGAGUUGUUUGAGUGUCCCAACAGGAGUUUCCUGAAUGUCUACGACUUUGUGGGGGACCUUUUCCAACUCGAGCCUUAUUCCAGUAUUACGCGUUUCUCUUAA